UCGGACUUAAUCCUCAAUUUUAUAUUCAAGACUUUUACCAGCGUAUUUUUCAGGUUCUUGAAUGACAUGGACUACCACGGUGGAUUUGAAUACGGUGAAAUUGAGGAGGUAUUAUCUGCAAUGGAGGCCAAUUACGAGGCGUGGGUCAACGGCUUUGCACCGCUGGCGGUGGGGGCGGAUGUUCCGGUGGCAGUUCAAGAAUUUAGCCGUACUUUGUUCAAUAUGAGACCAGACAUAUCGUUAUUCGUAUCUCGCACUGCAUUUAACAGUGAUCUAAGAGGUGUUCUAGGCCUAGUAAAAGUGCCAUGUUCGAUAAUUCAAACCAUCGAGGAUGUCUCCGUCCCAAUGUCGGUGGCGGUGUACCUGAAGAACCACCUCGGGGGGCGGAGCACGGUGCACAUGUUGAACGUGGAGGGGCAUUUGCCACACCUGAGUGCACCAAAUUUGUUGGCCCAAGAACUCCGGCGAGCUCUAUCCCGGUGAGGUGAAGUUGGUCCAUAAGGGAAUGAAUAUGUUGUGGACAUGCUGAUUAUCUAGCAUUUGGGUUUUUUGAGAUAAUCUUAUUCUCUCAGAAAAGGAAUAAGAAUCUUCACGUGACUUUCACGUGAUGACGUGUUGCCUUUCUCCUUUUUUUGUUAUUUAUUUCUCUACCUUUCUUUCCUCCAUAAGAGCAUAAUUUGGCAAAGUAGAAAUGCAAAGAAAUGGAAUCUGUAUUCUUUUUCUUUGUUUGUGUUCUAUAUACAUCGUUUUAUCUUGUG
This is a messenger RNA of Olea europaea var. sylvestris, 758 nucleotides long. RefSeq names its product probable strigolactone esterase DAD2. The transcript has a single exon. Lineage: Eukaryota; Viridiplantae; Streptophyta; Magnoliopsida; Lamiales; Oleaceae. The annotation marks the transcript as partial. The record is from RefSeq and is a predicted model, not a curated record.